This is a messenger RNA of Cercocebus atys (sooty mangabey), 1021 nucleotides long. Its product is annotated as olfactory receptor 1A2. NCBI's taxonomy places the organism in Eukaryota, Metazoa, Chordata, Mammalia, Primates, Cercopithecidae. Gene Ontology annotation, cellular component: membrane. Gene Ontology annotation, biological process: G protein-coupled receptor signaling pathway. Gene Ontology annotation, molecular function: olfactory receptor activity; G protein-coupled receptor activity. The record is from RefSeq and is a predicted model, not a curated record.
CUGUAAACUCCCUAUGCGUGGAAGAGGAAGGCCAGGCCCAGGACACUUUUGAACAGAAGCCAUGAAGAAAGAAAAUCAAUCCUCUCAUCUGGAUUUUAUUCUCCUGGGAGUUACCGGUCAGCAUGAACAGAAUAAUGUCUUCUUUGUGAUUUUUUUGUGCAUUUACCCCAUCUCACUGACUGGAAACCUGCUCAUCAUCUUGGCCAUUCAGGCUGACAUUCGCCUUCACAACCCCAUGUAUUUUUUCCUCGUCAACCUCUCCUUGGUUGACAUAUUCUCCUCAUCUGUAAGCAUCCCUAAUAUGGUCAACCAUCUCUUGGGCAGCAAAUCCAUCUCCUUUGGGGGAUGCCUGACGCAGAUGUAUUUCAUGAUAGCCUUGGCGAAUGCAGACAGCUAUACCUUGGCUGCAAUGGCAUAUGAUCGAGCUGUGGCCAUCAGCCGCCCACUUCACUACACCACAAUUACGAGUCCACGGUCUUGUGUCCUGCUAGUUUUUGGGUCUUGGGCAAUUGGAAACGUCAGUGCCCUCCCCCACACUCUCCUCACAGCUAGUUUGUCCUUCUGUGGCAACCAGGAAGUGGCCAACUUCUACUGUGACGUUAUGCCUUUGCUGAAGUUGUCCUGUUCUGACAUCGGCUUUAAUGUGAAGAUGAUGUACGUAGGGGUCGGCGUUUUCUCUGUGCCAUUGCUAUGCAUCAUUGUCUCCUAUGUUCAGGUCUUUUCCACAGUCUUCCAAGUUCCCUCCACCAAGAGUCUAUUUAAAGCCUUCUCCACCUGUGGCUCCCACCUCACGGUUGUUUUUUUAUAUUAUGGUACAACGAUGGGCAUGUAUUUGCGCCCUCUGACCAGUUACAGCCCAAAAGAUGCAGUGAUCACUGUGAUGUAUGUGGCAGUGACCCCAGCAUUAAAUCCGUUCAUCUAUAGUCUGAGAAAUCGGGACAUGAAGGCGGCCCUGCGGAAACUCUUCAGCAAGAGAAUCUCCUCAUAGCCACUGUGAGAUUAUACAGUGGAUACUGGAAUG